Messenger RNA from Maniola jurtina (meadow brown), 2624 nucleotides. RefSeq names its product FACT complex subunit Ssrp1 (gene Ssrp). Gene Ontology annotation, cellular component: FACT complex; nucleus. The record is from RefSeq and is a predicted model, not a curated record. NCBI's taxonomy places the organism in Eukaryota, Metazoa, Arthropoda, Insecta, Lepidoptera, Nymphalidae. Gene Ontology annotation, molecular function: DNA binding; histone binding; nucleosome binding. The coding region runs from base 110 to 2287 and encodes 725 amino acids. The transcript is spliced from 14 exons.
GUGCCGGUGGUCAAGUUGUCAAGUUAUAAAGCGUGUGAGAUUCAAAAGUAUUCUAAAUAAUAAAAAAUAAUUAAGUUUUUAUUUAUACUUUCCAAAGUGGCAAUUAAUAAUGGAAUUCUUAGAAUAUAAUGAUGUGUCGGCUGAAAUUAAAGGUGCCAUGGUGCCAGGCAAAAUAAAAAUGACUGACCAGAACAUAAUCUUCAAAAACAGCAAAACUGGCAAAGUGGAACAGAUAUCAGCCAAUGAUAUUGAACUUGUGAACUUUCAAAAGUUUAUAGGAUCCUGGGGCUUAAGGGUGUUCAUGAAAAACGGGACUCUUCACAGAUAUGGUGGCUUCAAAGAGGGUGAACAAGAAAAGGUAGCUAAGUUCUUCAAAAGCAACUACAAGAAGGAUAUGUUAGAAAAGGAGCUGUCCUUAAAAGGCUGGAACUGGGGAACGGCUAAGUUUAAUGGAGCAGUGCUCAGUUACAAUGUUGGCACUAACACAGCUUUUGAAAUACCCUUACAUUAUGUGUCACAGUGCAAUACUGGCAAGAACGAGGUCACACUAGAGUUUCAUCAGAAUGACGACACUCCCGUAUCGCUAAUGGAGAUGCGUUUCCACAUACCAACAAACGAGUUGGCGGGUGACCUCGACGCGGUAGACGCUUUCCACCAGCAAGUCAUGAACAAGGCGAGCGUCAUCUCUGUGUCCGGCGACGCUAUCGCUAUCUUCAGGGAGCUGCAAUGCCUCACUCCUCGUGGUCGUUACGACAUCAAGGUGUUCCAGACAUUCUUCCAACUCCACGGUAAAACGUUCGACUACAAGAUUCCCAUGUCGACCGUACUACGGUUGUUCCUCCUACCGCACAAAGAUACCAGACAGAUGUUCUUUGUAGUAUCAUUGGAUCCACCGAUCAAACAGGGUCAAACCAGAUACCACUAUCUAGUGUUAUUAUUUGGUAUUGAAGAGGAAACUAGUUUGGAACUGCCAUUUACAGAGGAAGAGUUAAAGGAAAAAUACGAGGGCAAAAUAACAAAGGAAUUAUCUGGACCGACCUAUGAAGUAUUAGCGAAAAUUAUGAAAGUAAUCAUUAACAGGAGAGUCACCGGACCUGGAGACUUUUUGGGGCAUCACAAGACACCAGCUAUCGCGUGUUCGUACAAAGCGGCCGCCGGGUACUUGUACCCCUUGGAGAAAGGUUUCAUCUACGUGCAUAAGCCGCCUGUUCAUAUUCGCUUCGAGGAGAUCGCUUCCGUCAAUUUCGCGAGAGGCGGUGCUUCCUCUACCAAAUCUUUCGACUUCGAGAUAGAGUUGAAGCAGGGCAGCGUCCACACGUUCAGCAGCAUUGAGAAGGGAGAAUACGACAAGCUCUUCGACUACAUCACGUCCAAGAAGCUGCAUGUCAAGAACACUGGCAAAAACGACAAAGCGCUAUACGACGACGACUUCGGAGACUCGGACACCGAGAAGGAACCGGACGCAUACUUGGAGCGCGUCAAAGCAGAAGCCAAAGAACGAGAUUCCGACGACAGCGAUGGAUCUGAUGAGAGCACCGACGAAGACUUCAACCCUGACAAGGCUAGAGAGAGCGACGUGGCUGAAGAGUACGACACAAACCCAUCGUCGUCCGAAGACUCCGAUGCGUCAGGCGCUUCCGGCGACAGCAAGAAAGAGAAGAAGAAAGAAAAGAAACCGAAAAAAACUAUUACUAUUUCUGAAGCGCCACGCAAACGCAAAGACAAGUCCAAGAAACGCGAUAAAGACGUCAACGCACCCAAGCGGCCUUCCACCGCCUUCAUGCUGUGGCUCAACGAGAACCGGAAGAAGAUCAUCGACGAAAACCCCGGGGUCAAGGUCACCGAGGUCGCCAAGAAGGGCGGCGAGCUGUGGCGUGACAUGAAGGACAAGUCUGAAUGGGAAGAGAAAGCCGCCAAAGCGAAGGAGGACUACAACCAAGCAAUGAAGAAGUACAAAGACAGUGGCGCCGCGGACGAGUUCAAGCAAAAGAAGAAACAAGCAGAGAAAGAUCGCAAAGCCGCGGAGAAGAAGACGAAAGCCCCGGCGAGUAAAAAGGCGAAGAACACCAGCGCAGGCUCUGGAUCUGGCAAGUUCACCAGCAAGGAAUACAUUGAAGACGAUGACAGUUCCUCUGACUCCGAUAAUGAGAAGAAAGACAAGAAAGAUAAGAAGGAGAAGAAGGACACCAAAGAUAGCAAAGAAUCGAAGAAAGAAAAAGCAAAGUCAUCAUCAGAGGCGGAAGCGUCAUCAGGUUCGGGUGAAGAAAGCGGUAGUGGAAGCGAUUAACGUAUCAAACAGUUUCACCUUCAUAGUACACUUGGUGUCGCGGAAAAAGAGCUCUGAUCAUACUUGCGCAGUGGGUGAUGUAUCGAUCCAUUUGAAAGGGUGACGGUGGUGGCUAUGCAGCCAUAUGAUUGGUCCGUCGGUCAACCUUACGUUUCACGCGCAGCGUACAAGCAAAGAACCCAUGCAAAGGCACAUUCUCACAAAAGUCGCCAGAGCUCUUUUUACUUGAAUCCAACUAGUUUUCAGUUAAACGAUUAGGAAUACAAUCUCGUGAUAUUUUGUUAGCAUUAAGUUUGUGUUAAGUGUAUAAAUAAGAAUUUAAUAAAAAAAAUAUCAA